Pseudomassariella vexata is the source of this 1785-nucleotide messenger RNA. RefSeq lists its product as uncharacterized. NCBI's taxonomy places the organism in Eukaryota, Fungi, Ascomycota, Sordariomycetes, Amphisphaeriales, Pseudomassariaceae. Bases 376 to 1590 code for a protein of 404 amino acids. The record is from RefSeq and is a predicted model, not a curated record. The transcript is spliced from 5 exons.
UCGACAUAUUUCCCAGCGAACUAAGGGAUUGCAUCUCUACCAACCAUUAGCGUCAUGCUGGUCUAGAGUAUGCGGAGUGAAUUGGUGGGCUACUCCGUGUUACCAACUCGUUUUCGCGUGAGACAUGCUUAUUGCCAUACCUGGUCAAGGUAUUUUGCCGGGGUGAGCGGGCGCCGCACACGCGCUGCAUGACCCUGUCAGGCUGCCAGCUAGAAUGUUAUCUUAUGCGUUCCUGCCUGUGGGUGCCUUCAGAAAGUGAUCUGUAUAAGAAUGUCGUCUCCGGGCCAUCAAGCGUAGUUCUUGGCACAGCUUCCUACUCAAUCAUCAGCGAAUAUUAGUCAAUCCUACCAAUCUGAAAACCCACCUCAAUCAACCAUGGUCAUUAUAGCAGACGCCUACCUGGCCCUCAACCGAGGUAUCGCGGCGCAGAUUGGUCUUGCGUCUGAGGCAAUCAAAGCCUACAAGCAGAAAGAAGCACCGCGAGAGCAAACCGAUGAAGAGGAAUGGGGCCUCGACGAAGCUCAAGAUGAGCUGCGCAGUCCUAGUCCUGCUAAGUCGGAUGCACAGGCUCGAGAUGCCAGCUCCUUGGCAGACUCUGUUAUCGAGCGAAUUCCCCCCUCGGUUACAUCCAUAUCAAGUCUCAACAAGCUCCCGCAUCCUGUGAUCUUGCCGCAGCGCAGGCCCAAGGACCGCAGUCGCGGUUUCAUCAGAGCCUACGCUCCGGAUUUAAUGUACGCUGGGAUCGACCAGACCGCCUUCAUCGAUUUCCUCAACACGUUUGAGAAGGCCACCAGGGCGUCGCCGUGGUUGGGCGCCAUCAACCUCGCCUCUGCCGCGACGCUUGCGCUCCCUCACGGGGUUGGCACUGGAGUUGCGAUUGCAAUUCAAGUCGUGGUGGGUAUUGCAAUGGAAUUGCAGAGCAGGAAAAGGUCCAAUACUUUCCUCGACAAGAUGAACAACGAGUACUUCAGACCGCGCGGUUUGUACGUCUUGGUAAUGACGUACGAUACGACGUCGGACAAAGUUCUCACAGAGCAGAGUCUAACCGAAAAUAUCGCAACGUCUCUCAAGCCCAAGGGCCGUGGACACACCAUCAAGGACAAGUUCCGCGUGUCAAAUGGAAAGACAGCGGCCAUCGAGUUCCCGGCCACGGCAGAGCUCAUAUUCCCAGCUCUUGACCGAGCUAUCGAAGCCGAAGGCGAUCCCGAGAACCCCAAGAAGAUCAGUAGCGUCAAGAAAGCCAUGGAGUUCAUCAACGACUAUUAUGACCGCAGAGCCCAGGCACUCUACAUAGCCAAGAACCCCAACAGCCCUCUGGCGAUUCAAGCUCCGCCACCAAAAUUUAACUCGCGAUUUGCGGAUCCUACUCAUCAGUCAAACAACGGAUCUCCGAUUUCGUUGAUCACAGCUGGCAAGAUUGAAUUUCAUCCCGAUCCUACUGCGCGACCUCACGCCGAGAAUCGUGGGCUUAAGCGCAUCCUCAAGAAGGAUGUCUUGUACCUUACGGUUGUCAACAUGCCGUCCGAGAAGGAAAUGGAGAACGCGCUGAAAAUGGCGGCGGGGGAGAAGGGCUACCAAACACCCGAGUGAAGUGAGAUGGUUCGAUGUCAUUUCCUAUUCGAGGGUAGAAAACUGAUGUCAGCUUGAGAAUCGCGGGAGUCUGACUUACAUCAUUACUAGAUUGGGAAAGGGGUGAAUAGAAGGCUUUAUCAAAUUUGACAACAUCAGCUGCGGACAUACUUUAGAUAGCCACUUAUUAUUGAAACGAACCCUUCAUUUAUCAAA